Messenger RNA from Cygnus atratus (black swan), 1260 nucleotides. RefSeq names its product creatine kinase, mitochondrial 2 (gene CKMT2). Gene Ontology annotation, cellular component: mitochondrion. NCBI's taxonomy places the organism in Eukaryota, Metazoa, Chordata, Aves, Anseriformes, Anatidae. Gene Ontology annotation, molecular function: creatine kinase activity. Bases 1 to 1260 code for a protein of 419 amino acids. Gene Ontology annotation, biological process: phosphocreatine biosynthetic process. The record is from RefSeq and is a predicted model, not a curated record. The transcript has 9 exons.
AUGGCUGGCACUUUCUGUCGUCUCCUGGCUGGCCGUACAACCGCUGCGCUCUUCGCAGCAGCUGGCACGGGGGUGCUCACCACUGGGUACCUCCUCAACCAGCAAAAUGUGAAGGCUGCUGUUCAAGAGAAGCGGAAGCUUUUCCCUCCCAGCGCUGACUAUCCGGAUCUUCGCAAACACAACAACUGCAUGGCUGAGUGCCUUACUCCAGCCAUUUAUGCUAAGCUAAGGGACAAGAUGACUCCCAAUGGCUACACCCUGGACCAGUGCAUCCAAACCGGGGUGGACAAUCCUGGCCAUCCUUUCAUUAAAACUGUGGGCAUGGUGGCAGGUGAUGAAGAAUCCUAUGAGGUGUUUGCUGAGAUUUUUGACCCUGUCAUUAAAGUGAGACAUAAUGGCUAUGAUCCAUGCACAAUGAAGCAUCACACUGACCUGGAUGCAUCCAAGAUCACCCAUGGUCAGUUUGAUGAGCACUACGUCCUCUCAUCACGUGUGCGCACUGGACGUAGCAUCCGUGGCCUCAGCCUUCCUCCUGCCUGCACCAGGGCAGAGAGGAGAGAGGUGGAAAAUGUUGUGGUCACUGCCCUCUCUGGGCUGAAAGGAGACCUUUCUGGAAAGUACUACAGCUUGACCAACAUGUCCGAGAGGGAUCAGCAGCAGCUUAUUGAUGAUCAUUUUCUCUUUGACAAGCCAGUGUCUCCUUUGCUAACAUGUGCUGGGAUGGCUCGUGACUGGCCAGAUGCCAGAGGAAUCUGGCAUAACAAUGACAAGACAUUUCUCAUUUGGAUUAACGAAGAGGACCACACCAGGGUGAUCUCCAUGGAGAAGGGUGGCAACAUGAAACGGGUGUUUGAAAGAUUUUGCCGUGGCUUAAAAGAGGUUGAAAGAUUAAUUAAAGAGAGGGGCUGGGAGUUCAUGUGGAACGAACGCCUCGGGUACGUUCUGACUUGUCCUUCCAACCUGGGAACUGGUUUACGUGCUGGAGUCCAUGUUAAGCUGCCCAAGCUUAGCAAGGAUCCUAGGUUUCCAAAAAUCCUUGAGAACCUGAGGCUGCAAAAGCGUGGCACUGGUGGAGUGGACACGGCAGCUGUAGCAGAUGUAUAUGAUAUCUCCAACCUGGACCGCAUGGGUCGCUCAGAGGUGGAACUAGUCCAGAUUGUCAUUGAUGGGGUCAAUUAUCUUGUUGACUGUGAGAAGAAACUGGAAAGAGGACAGGACAUCAAAGUGCCACCACCAUUGCCACAGUUUGGCAGGAAGUGA